Molecule: messenger RNA, 2263 nt
Organism: Schistosoma turkestanicum
Lineage: Eukaryota; Metazoa; Platyhelminthes; Trematoda; Strigeidida; Schistosomatidae
Source: the annotation of a GenBank genome assembly
GUUUUAUUGAAUUCAUCAAAGGUAUUUUGCAAGCGUGAGAGUUUGUUAGUUCAGGUGAAUGUAGUCAAUAAAAACUCUAGCAGUAAUUUGAAAUAAGUCAUCAGAUUUCAUUUAAUACUGCGAUGACAGCCUCUUCGCAAAACACGCCUUUAAAUAACUUCAGUAUUACCAAAACAAGCGUGGAUCCUUCUAAAAACAGUACCGCUAAUUCUUCUCAGCACCCAGCUUUCAAUGCAUAUCCCCUCGAAUCUUCACCUAAUUUACUUAUCCCUACGAAUGAUGUUGUAUAUAUGCCAUUAAAUCCAACAAAUGUACCUCUUUCACUACAACGUGCGUGUGUUUCUAAUGAGACUCUUGGCAGUGAUGUAAGGAGCUAUGGUCAUCCCAUAUGUCAUGGCUUUAUUUUUCCUAAUUCAGUAGUAAGCCCAAACGAUGCUGAAAUAAACCAGAUAAACACUCUGAGUGUGCAGAACCAUGCUGAGGACGUUGCUUACAACAUCCCGAGUCAGAGUUCAAACAGUGUAGAUACAAAUGCUCAAAAACAGCUGCAACUACUGUUACUUCAAAAGUUAAUUGAGUUGCAACUUGCCGAACAUUAUAACUCACUUAAGGAUACACUUCUAUUAACUGAAGAAUCUAAUAUCGAGUGUCAAAACCCUAAUCCACUACCUUGUUUUGUUCAAAAUUCUGACUGUGAUAUUAAUUCCAAUCCAGAUUUGUCUGUAAAUAACGAGCAUUCAAACAUGUCAACAUUUUUGGUCCCUGUCGAAGCCAAGUUUGAAGGCGAAAGUGGUUUGUCACUACAUAUAACUCCAAGAGAUGACAUCAGUCACGCAAAUCAAGGAAGUUCAGUAACUGUGUCAUGCCCGAAUCAACCAAUAGUCUUAUAUCCAUUUUCUAUUCAACAAGAUAAUUCCACAGAAGAUGCAUUCCCAGCCAGCCAAGCUGUUCCUGAUGCAUGCUCAAGUGGGUCGACCGCGCAAGCGCUUACAAUGAAAGAUAUAGAUCACUGUAUAAGAAGAGGUUCUCUGGAGUUCACUCCCGAGCCUAGCAAUGAUAUAGUUGAGAGUAUACGAGGUCGUACGAGACCAGGGUUUGUGCUGUUGAGCGUUCGACAUGAAAAAAUCAACACAGAAAAUAAGAAUUCAACAACGUCUGGGAAAGAUUUUCAGGAAGAUAAUUCUUCUAUUACAACAGCAGCCAAUCUUGAAACAACAAAGGCGACAAAUACCACCAUAUCAAAAAAGUUACCUAGAAAGAGAUUAAAGCAUAUGAAAAGUAAUGCAGAACACAAAAAGCGACCCCUAAGACGCUCGUCUAAAUCGCUUUUGAAACGUUUUGAAAGCACUGAAAUGCCUCAGUCGCCAGUGGAACUUACAGAGGAUGAUCUUAAAGCUUUGUCUUCACAGUCAAGGUUUCGAGUGACUAGGUUUGCAGACAAGAAACAAGCCUGGAUAGCUCCUGCGAGAGCAGGUUUUGCUGUGCAUGAUUUAUGGACAACCAAACUUCCGGAAUAUGUGUUAAGAUGUGCUCAGCACCUAAGACAACCAGGUUCUAGUUUUGUUACACAGCUGAGCAAAUUUAGCGAAAUUCCAUAUUCCUUAGACGAAAUUAUAAAUGGACAUUGUUCAGCCUGUGAAAAUGCACCUCCUAAAUAAUAUAAUUGGAUUAUGGAACAGAGAGUUGCUUGAUCUACCAAUUUUCUUUCAGACAAAUCCAAUGACAAAAGAAGCUAUCUGUUAGAAAAUUCUAUUUAUAAAUCGUUCAAUGUUCCUGUCCAAUAGCAUAUAUAUAUAUAUGGUAUGCGAAUUUCUUAACGCAUAUCACCACAGUGUCAAGAUCGCUUGCUCAAUAAAAGACCAUCCACUGCAAUGCUACGCUUCAAAAGUUAUGUAGCUUGUUUUUGAUUAUUGAACAUAUAUUCUUCUUCAUGUACAGCCGUUGUAACUAUCAAAUAAAUAGUAUGCCGAAUUAAAAUUUCAGUUAAUCAGAUGUAUGAUGAAUUCAUUUAAAUAUUUAUUAAAGAUGUCGCGGUAUAUUUAUUUGUGUGUACAGAUUUUAUUUUAUUAGAAGUUAUUUUUUCUCUCCUCAUUAUUAUUUUUGUUUUUAAGUCUUUCAAUGAUUCUUCAAUUUUUAAUUUGUCUGUUUUAUUUCUUCAGUGAUUUUCUCUAGAUUUUCAAAUAAAUUGUAUUUCAACAAAAGUAAAUUAUAAAAAUUGAUACUGGUAAUGUAUACGAAUUAAAUAUUCAAAAUAUGAAAUAAU